Paramormyrops kingsleyae is the source of this 914-nucleotide messenger RNA. Lineage: Eukaryota; Metazoa; Chordata; Actinopteri; Osteoglossiformes; Mormyridae. The record is from RefSeq and is a predicted model, not a curated record.
AGGACUGUUGGAGAGAUAUUUGCUGUCAGUAUUGCACAGGGUGGACCACCUCCAAACUUUUUAAUGCAGUGGUGCUACAACUACAUAUCAACUGGAGAAGUGGAUCAGGAAGCAAUAAGUGAAAGGGAUGUUACAGACCCUGAACUAAUACAACUAAUAAAAGAGAUUGAGGCAGCUGACAAUACAACCCUAAUGGAGUUCACAGACAGGAUUUUGUCAUGUGGAUACACAGGGGCAGUGUCCACCCAAAGAAAAGAAGACAUUGUGCGCUCAUUAGUCCUACACUCCACAGUGAGGUUACUUCCCAUGCUCCAGCAAAUCUGCUCUGGAAUGAAACUGUAUGGUCUCCUCAGCUUGGUCCACCAAGAAACUGACAUCUGCAGACAGCUGUUUGUUCCCGGGUCUUUUUCCAAGAUGGAUUCUGAUUUUCUAGUGAAGUCACUAUCACCUGUCUUCAGUGAGAAGGGUACAAUGAGGCAUCAGAGAGAGUCCAAAGUGGUCAACUUUUUGCAGGACUUCAUACAGGACUUGGAAGAUGAAGAAGAAGAGGGUAAAAAUAACAGAGAAGACAUGCCUGAAGAGACCAAGAGUGAGGAUGAAGACAUCAUGAAGACAGAAAGACAUACCAACAACAUGAACAUUACUGUAGGCAAGUUCUGCCAGUGGCUGACAGGACUGGGUCAUAUCCCACUAAGUCAUUCAGAUAGGGAAGGUUUCAGAAUUAUCAUAGAAUUUGACCAUGACUGCCAGGUGCGUUAUGGGACACAUCAUAGCAUCUGCUAUCCUGUAGUUAAUGCAUGUUCAUGCUCAGUCACAUUCCCAAUAGCACACCUGAGUACAUACGUAGAAUUCAAAAAUAUAAUCUCACAGGCGAUUGUCCAUGGCUAUGAAUUUGGCCGCUGUUAGGAACUGAA